Knipowitschia caucasica is the source of this 6414-nucleotide messenger RNA. The record is from the annotation of a GenBank genome assembly. Lineage: Eukaryota; Metazoa; Chordata; Actinopteri; Gobiiformes; Gobiidae.
AUGCAGGGCACUGGACCUGACGUGAUUGAGUUUGACAACCUGAAAAGGUCAAAUGCCCACUACAAUCUUCAAAAUGCUUUUAAUAUUGCUGAGAAGGAGCUUGGAUUAACAAAGCUCUUGGAUCCUGAAGACGUUAAUGUUGAUCAACCCGAUGAGAAGUCCAUUAUUACAUAUGUGGCUACCUAUUAUCAUUACUUCUCAAAGAUGAAGGCUCUGGCAGUAGAGGGCAAAAGAAUUGGCAAGGUUUUAGACUACGCUAUUGAAGCAGAUCAACUGAUUGAUAAAUAUGAGACAUUGGCUUCCGAGCUGUUGCAGUGGAUUGAGCAGACGAUAGUGACCCUAAAUGAUCGGCAGCUAGCAAACUCUUUGAGCGCUGUUCAGAAUCAGCUCCAGGCUUUUAACUCCUACAGAACAGUAGAGAAACCACCCAAAUUUACAGAGAAAGGAAAUCUGGAAGUUCUGUUAUUCACAAUACAAAGUAAGAUGCGUGCCAACAACCAGAAAGUGUACAUGCCAAGAGAAGGAAAGCUGAUAUCUGACAUAAAUAAGGCUUGGGAGAGACUAGAAAAGGCAGAGCAUGAACGAGAGCUGGCACUGAGGAAUGAGCUCAUUCGACAAGAAAAGCUGGAAAUGCUUGCUGCUCGUUUUGAUCGCAAAGCAGCAAUGAGAGAGACCUGGCUCAGUGAGAACCAAAGAUUGGUAUCCCAGGAUAAUUUUGGGACUGAUCUUGGAGCUGUUGAAGCAGCCACACGUAAACAUGAGGCCAUUGAGACAGACAUCGGCGCAUACUGGGAGCGAGUUGCUGCUGUGGAGGCUGUAGCGAAAGAGCUGGAGGCAGAGAGCUAUCAUGAUGUCCGGCGGAUAAUAGCAAGAAGAGACAAUGUACUUCGACUCUGGGAAUAUCUAAAAGAGCUCCUUGCUGCACGACGGGAGCGGCUCAAUGCUCAUCGUGAUUUACAAAGACUGUUUCAGGAAAUGCGAUACAUCAUGGACUGGAUGGCUGACAUGAAGGGUCGGUUACAGUCUCAAGACAGCGGUAAACAUUUACAUGAUGUAUUAGACUUGCUACAGAAGCACACACUGGUGGAGGCUGACAUCUCUGCUCAAGCUGAGCGGAUCAAGGGAGUUCAGGGAGCAGCCGCACGAUUCACGUCCUAUGAACAAGCCUACAAGCCAUGCGAGCCUGCUCUAGUGGGUGAAAAAGUGGAGAUGUUGGGUCGAUCCUAUGAGGAGUUGGGUCAGCUCGCAGGGACGCGUAAAGAACGCCUUGAAGAUUCACACCGUUUGUGGCAGUUCCUUUGGGAUGUGGGAGAAGAAGCUGCUUGGAUCAGGGAACAGGAGCAAAUCCUGGCCAGUGGUGAAUGUGGCCGAGACCUUACAUCUGCUCUUCACCUGCUCAGUAAACACGAGGCUUUCCGGGACGAGAUGGCUGCUCGCUAUGGGCCACUUAAUCAUAGUAUUUCUGCUGGAGAGACUUUAGUGAAUGAGGGUCACUUUGGAGCGCCAGAGGUCACAGAGAGAAUUGAGGACAUUCGAGCACAAUGGUCACAUUUGGAAGAGACGACCAAGCAGAGGGAGCAGCAGCUGAAGGAAGCUGCAGCUUUGCAUCAGUUUGAAGCUGAUGCUAAUGACAUGGAGGCAUGGAUCAUGGAGACUCUUCGGCAGGUGUCAAGUCAAGAAGUUGGCCAUGAUGAGUUUUCUACACAAACUUUGGCCCGAAAACAGAGGGAGGUAGAGGAAGAAAUCCAUAGUCACCGCCCACUGAUUGACUCUCUACAUGAGCAGGCCCAGGCCUUACCCCAAACCUACACAAGUUCUCCUCAGGUGGAAGGCCGAUUACCUGCGAUUGAACAGCGCUACGAAGAGCUGGAGACUCUCUCUGCAGCCCGUCGCCAAGCCCUGGAGGGGGCCUUGGCCUUGUACCGCAUGUUCAGUGAGGCUGAUGCCUGCCAGGUAUGGGUGGAAGAAAAAGAGCAGUGGCUGCAUGGCAUGGAAAUUCCUACUAAACUAGAAGACUUGGAGGUAGUGCAGCAGAGAUUUGAGACUUUAGAACCAGAGAUGAACAACGUAGGCAGUCGUGUUAAUGAUGUGAACCAGGUAGCUGAACAACUGCUGAGCUCUGAUAACCGCAACAAGGACCAAAUAUAUCAGACAAAAGACCAGCUCAACAACAGAUGGAAGGACUUUGAACUACUGGCUGGCCAAAAGAAACAAGCCUUGGACUCAGCUCUAAACAUUCAGAACUAUCACCUUGAAUGUAACGAGAUCCAGACAUGGAUGAAGGAGAAGACCAAGGUGAUCGAGUCCACACAGAGCUUAGGCAAUGACCUGGCUGGAGUCAUGGCAUUGCAGCGCAAGCUCACUGGCAUGGAGAGGGACUUGGAGGCCAUUCAGGGAAAGUUGGAUGACUUUGAAAAAGAGGCAGAAAAGUUAGCUAAAGAGCAUCCGGAUCAAGCAGGGGAAACACAACAGCAACUUGCAGAGAUUCAGGAAGUUUGGGAAGAACUCAACUUGACAAUGAAACGGCGGGAGGAGUCAUUGGGGGAAGCCAGCAAACUGCAAGGUUUCCUCAGGGAUUUGGAUGAUUUCCAAUCGUGGCUUUCCCGCACCCAGACUGCCAUAGCCUCAGAAGACAUCCCUACUUGUCUGCCUGAGGCGGAGAGUUUGCUCGCACAACAUGAGAGCAUCAAGAAUGAGGUGGACAACUACAAAGAUGACUAUGAGAAGAUGCGUGCGGUCGGUGAAGAGGUGACUCAGGGUCAGACCGAUGCCCAGCACAUGUUCUUGGCCCAGAGGCUGCAGGCCCUGGACACAGGCUGGCAUGAGCUUCGUCGUAUGUGGGAGAACCGACACAGCCUCCUGGCACAAGCGUUCGAUUUUCAGACUUUUCUCAGAGAUGCAAAGCAAGCAGAGGCUUUUCUCAACAGCCAGGAGUACGUUCUGUCUCACACAGAGAUGCCCACAAGUCUACAGGGGGCAGAGGAGGCCAUCAAGAAACAUGAAGAUUUCCUCACAACUGCAGAGGCCAGCGAGGAGAAGAUAACCGGAGUGGUGGAGGCAGGACGAAGACUCAUUAACGAUGGCAACGCAAACUCUGAUAAGAUUGAGGAGAAGGUGGACUCUGUUCAAGAAAGGCAUCUCAAGAAUAAACAGACUGCAAAUGAGCUGCUGUCCAAGCUCAAAGAUAACCGUGAGCUCCAACACUUCCUUCAAGAUGGACAAGAAUUGACAUUAUGGAUCAAUGAAAAAAUGUUAACCGCUCAGGACAUGUCAUAUGAUGAGGCCAGAAAUCUUCACAGCAAAUGGCAGAAACAUCAAGCCUUCAUGGCAGAGCUGGCAUCCAACAAAGACUGGCUGGAUAAAAUUGAUAAGGAGGGACAGGCUCUCGUGGCAGAAAAGCCUGAGCUGAAGUCUGUUGUUCAGCAAACACUGGAGGAUCUGCAGAAACAGUGGGAGGAGCUUGAAAGCACCACUCGCACCAAAGCGCAGUGUUUGUUUGAUGCCAACAGGGCAGAACUUUUCACACAGAGCUGCUCAGCUCUUGAUGUCUGGCUCAAAAAUCUGGAGGGCCAGCUACAUAGUGACGACUAUGGAAAAGACUUAACCAGCGUUAACAUAUUGCUUAAAAAACACCAGAUGUUGGAACAUCAGAUGGAAGUCAGAGAGAAGGAGGUGCAGUCGCUGCAGACCCAGGCCCUGGCUCUCUCUCAGGAAGAUGCUAGACUUGUGGAAGUAGAUGGUCAGCAAAGAAGAGUAACUGACACCUUUGCACUGCUUCAGGAGCCUCUUAGUCAGCGGAGACAGCAGCUGUUGGCCUCCAAAGAAGCUCACCAGUUCAACAGAGACUUGGAGGAUGAAAUUCUGUGGAUAAACGAGAGAAUGCCACUGGCAACCUCUAUAGACAAUGGAAAAGACUUGCCUACUGUGCAACUGCUAAUCAAGAAGAAUCAGACCCUGCAGAAGGAGAUCCAAGGCCAUCAGCCUCGCAUUGACGACAUCCACAAACGAGGCCAGACUCAGAGCCAGGUGGACGGUGAGAGGCAGUCUGUGCUCACUGAGCGUCUUUCCGAACUGAAAGAUCUCUGGGACCAACUGAUGGCAGAAACUGACAAUCGCCAUGAACGUCUACUGGAGGCUCACCGCGCACAGCAGUUCUACACAGACGCGGCUGAAGCUGAAGCCUGGAUGGGAGAACAGGAGCUGCAUAUGAUGUCUGAGGAAAAAGCUAAGGAUGAACAGUGUGCAUUAGUGAUGGUUAAGAAGCACCAGGUUUUGGAACAGGCCCUUGAGGACUAUGCUCAGACUAUUCACCAACUUGCCAACAGUAGUCGCCUCAUGGUCACAAGUGAGCACCCAGAAAGUGAGCGAAUAAAUCUUCGUCAAGCACAAGUAGACAAGUUAUAUGCUGGGUUGAAGGAUCUGGCUGAGGAGCGCCGCGGUCGGCUACAAGAGAGACUACGUCUGACACAGCUGAAGCGAGAGGUGGAUGACCUGGAGCAGUGGAUUGCUGAGAGAGAGGUGGUCGCAGGAUCACAUGAACUUGGACAAGACUAUGAACAUGUCACUAUGCUAAGAGACAAGUUCCGUGAGUUUGCUCGGGACACCAGCACGAUUGGACAAGAGCGUGUUGACGGUGUGAAUGCUCUGGCAGAUGACCUGAUUGAGUCGGGUCACCCUGAAAACGCCAGUGUCGCAGAGUGGAAGGACGGGUUGAACGAGGCCUGGGCCGACCUACUUGAGCUCAUUGACACACGGACACAAAUGUUGGCAGCAUCGUAUGAGCUCCAUCGCUUCCACCAGGACGCCAUGGAAGUACUUGGACGAAUCAAAGAGAAGAAAGACGCUGUGCCUUCAGACCUGGGGCGUGAUCUGAACACAGUCCAACACCUCCACAGACAGCACAACACCUUUGAAAAUGAUAUUCAAGCUCUCAGUGGACAGGUGAACCAGGUGCAAGACGAUGCGGCACGGCUACAGAAAGCCUACGCUGGAGAAAAAGCAGAGGACAUACAAAAGAGUGAACAUGCCGUCUCAUCUGCAUGGGAGGGUCUUCUGGAGGCUGGUAAAGCUCGCAGGCUCCUUCUGCUGGACACUAUUGAGAAGUUUCGCUUCUUCAACAUGGUCCGAGAUCUUAUGCUAUGGAUGGACGGUGUCAACUUACAGAUAGAUGCUCAUGACAGCCCAAGGGAUGUGUCUUCUGCAGGGCUUGUCAUUGCUAAUCAUCAGGACAUCAAAUCAGAAAUUGAGGCCAGAGCAGAUAGUUUCACUGCCUGUAUAGAUAUGGGGAAAGCUCUUAUCAACAAUAGCCACUAUGCAUCAGAUGAGAUAAGAGAAAAACUUAAUCAACUCCAAGAAAAGAGAGAAAAGAUAAACAACAAGUGGCAAGACAAGAUGGAACAUUUACAAAUAGUGCUGGAGGUUUUGCAGUUUGGGCGUGAUGCGUAUGUGGCAGAGUCGUGGUUGGCAGGGCAGGAGCCUCUUGUGCGAGCAGCUGAACUCGGGUCAAACGUGGACGAAGUGGAGAGCCUCAUCAAGCGGCACGAGGAAUUUGAGAAACUCGCGGCAUCAUGGGAAGAGAGAUUUGUUUUGUUAGAGAAACUCACAACACUUGAGGAGCAAGAGAUCCAGAGAAUGCGAGAGGAGGAGGAGAGGGCGCGACGACCACCCACGCCUGCUCCCAUCGAGGUUCAGUCAGAGGUGGAAAGUCACCCACACGACUCGGCUGCCAGAACGAGUUUGGACCAAACCACGCUGAACCAGUCUGCAUCCGUGAAUGGAGUACACAGCGACAAUGACACUUCUCAGGGCUCGGAGACGGAGUCUGUGAAUGGGCCGGGCCGAGACAGCGGCCUGGCAUCAUCGCGUCUGGAUCCAUCUGCAACGUUACCGAUGCGAGGUGGGGCAGAGUCUGAGCCUGAGGCCAUGGAGGGAAUGUUGUGUCGCAAACAGGAGAUGGAGUCUCACAAUAAGAAGGCAGCCAGCAGGUCGUGGCAGAAUGUGUACUGCGUCAUAAGGAAAGGAAGUCUUGGAUUUUAUAAAGACGGGAAAAGUGCAAGUAAUGGCAUUCCAUAUCACGGAGAGGUGCCCAUAAGCUUGGGAGAUGCUGUUUGUGAGGUAGCAAAUGAUUACAAGAAGAGGAAACACGUGUUUAAGCUCAGACUGGGAGAUGGAAAAGAGUACCUGUUCCAAGCAAAGGAUGAGGCGGAGAUGAGCUCCUGGAUCCAGUCCAUCCACACUUCCAUUCCCCCGGCUGCAGGAGACUCGCCUUGUGGGCCGAAGGUCCUGAGCCGGGCCAUGACAAUGCCUCCUAUAUCCCCGAGUUCAGGAGAAGCUGGAGGCGUCACCAUGCGCAACAAAGAAGGCAAAGAAAAGGAUCGAGAAAAGAGGUUUAGCUUCUUUGGCAAAAAGAAGUAG